UCUCUCUCUCUCUCUCUCUCUCUCUCUCUCUGUGUUGAGGGGGAUGCUGUCUGGUUCGAUACCGCUCAAGUUUUCGGGGGGGAGUGACUUCGACAGAACGAUCUCGGACCAGGCUUCAUUCCCCUCAACUCGAAACAUUAUCCAAGAAAAGUUGAAGAUGCAGCCGCAGCAAAUUGAGAACGCCUUUCUUUUCGAUAUCAAGCGACAACGCUUGGAAACAGGAAAAUUUCAGGUUGCUGUUGUUGCUAGGAACCAUCAAGGACAUGUACUGGGCGCUUGGUGCAGACUUAUAGUUGUUGAAUCUCCCCGCGAAGCAGAAGCAGAAGCAGCGUGGACAUUGACUCUCAAUGCUAGAAGCUACCGAGCGGAUAAGAAGAUUGCCAAAUGCUCUGCUCGUUUGUCUCAGGGAAGAAGACGGAUUAUAUUUGCAGGCUUCAUCCAUUUAGUAAUGAUCUGAAACAUUGUCAACUGGUAGUUGUCUGUCUAGUUUUAUAUCUCAUGCACAAUCUAGUUUGGAUUGUAGUCUCAACCUUGUUUCCGUAGUUGUUGGUAAUGCCAUCGCUUGACGCCGUGUUUCGUACC
Molecule: messenger RNA, 582 nt
Organism: Syzygium oleosum
Lineage: Eukaryota; Viridiplantae; Streptophyta; Magnoliopsida; Myrtales; Myrtaceae
Exons: 3
Coding region: 44-457 (137 amino acids)
Source: RefSeq, a predicted model, not a curated record